Molecule: messenger RNA, 1155 nt
Organism: Dipodomys spectabilis (banner-tailed kangaroo rat)
Lineage: Eukaryota; Metazoa; Chordata; Mammalia; Rodentia; Heteromyidae
Gene: Ntan1
Product: N-terminal asparagine amidase
Exons: 10
Coding region: 70-1008 (312 amino acids)
Biological process (GO): ubiquitin-dependent protein catabolic process
Cellular component (GO): nucleus
Molecular function (GO): protein-N-terminal asparagine amidohydrolase activity
Source: RefSeq, a predicted model, not a curated record
GCGGCGCCGGGGGCGCCGGGCAGCGGAGGCCGCCGCCUCCCUGGGUCAGCCGGGGCGGCCGCCUCGGCCAUGCCGCUGCUCGUGGACGGGCGGCGAGUGCGGCUGCCGCAGUCGGCGGCGGAGCUGGUCCGAGCCCACCCGUGUCUGGAGGAAAGAGCCAGACUUCUCAGAGGUCAGUCUGUUCAACAAGUGGGACCCCAGGGCCUUCUGUAUGUUCAGCAAAGAGAGCUUGCAGUCACCUCCCCAAAGGAUGGCUCCGUCUCCAUUCUGGGUUCUGAUGAUGCCACCACUUGUCACAUUGUGGUCCUGAGGCACACAGGUAACGGGGCCACCUGCCUGACGCACUGUGAUGGGUCGGACACCAAGGCCGAGGUGCUGCUGAUCAUGAACGCCAUCAAGUCCUUCUCCGACCACGCGCAGUGUGGAAGGCUGGAGGUGCACCUCGUGGGAGGCUUCAGUGACGACAGGCAGUUGUCCCAGAAACUGACCCACCAGCUGCUUAGUGAAUUUGACAAGCAAGAAGAGGACAUUCACCUAGCAACGCUGUGCGUGACAGAAUUAAAUGACCGGGAAGAAAACGAAAACCAUUUCCCAAUCAUUUACGGCAUUGCUGUCAACAUUAAGACCGCCGAGAUCUACAGAGCCUCCUUUCGAGAUCGAGGCCCAGAGGCGGAGCUGCGGGCUGCCAGGGCGUUAGCAGGAGGCCCGAUGAUCAGCAUCUACGAUGCACACACACAGCUGCUGCGGAUAGGCCCGUAUUCCUGGACGCCAUUUCCACACGUGGACUUCUGGCUGCAACAAGAUGACCAGCACAUACUAGAGAACCUUUCUACUUCCCCUCUGGCUGAGCCCCCACACUUCGUUGAACACAUCAGGUCUACCUUACUGUUCUUAAAGAAGAACCCCUCUCCCAUGAACACGCUGUUUCCUGGAAAUCAAGCUCUCCUCUACAAAAAGAAUAAAGACGGCCUAUGGGAAAAGAUUUCUUCUCCCAGAAGCUGCAAAUAGGAAUUACCAAAGAAAGCAACUUUUUGGCAUGGCAAAGACUAUCGAUGGGGUUUGGAAUCGGUAGGAAUUUGCAAUCCAGUAGUGUUAGGUCAUCAUUCUUACUCAGUCUUAUACGUAAUUUUCAAAAUAAAAUCUUAUUUUGGCAAA